UGCCUCAAAAUGACUUUAAAUUUUUCAUUUAAAUUUUUAUUGAUAAUUGUUUUUGUAGAAGUGAUAACAGCUUUUAAAUUUGAUUUUAUAGAAAAUUUUCAAUCAAAGAUAACACCAGGCUUUGUUGAUUCCAAUACAGGUUAUUAUAAAAUUUUGAAUCAAUAUGAAUUGAAAUUUAACUUGUCGGAAAUAUUUGGUGAAAACAAUUUUAAUAUUUCAAAAUACACAAUUGUCAGUAUUUUAAAAUUUAAAUAUACUAAUGAAGAUUAUUUAGGAAUAAAUGUAUUCGACUUAAUAGUUAGUGGUUAUGAUGAAAAUAGAUGGGAAAUAAAUUUUUAUAUUAGGCGUGAUAACAAUAAGAUUUCAAUAGCAAAUUCUAAAGAUUUUCAAUCUACAUUUGGUCAUUACGAUGUUCCGAAGGAAACAAUAUUAGCUGAUGAUAGAUGGCAUAAAAUAAUUAUAGAAUUUGAUAAAGGAAUUUUUCAGUUUUGGGUUGACUGUCAACAUAUGAUUGAAACGAAACCAGAUAAGAAUGCUUAUGAAUUUUUGGGUUUCCCAGAAAAUAGAACUUUGAAAAUUGAAUUAAGUCCAAAAAGAUUAUUUUAUCGAUCUGCUGAUUUUGAAUUGAAGUCUCUACAAUUAGUAACUGGCGCAGACAUUGAAGAAAUAAAAAAAAAUGAUUGUUCUGAUGUUCCAAGCUCAAAUAGGAAAUUUAAGCUAAACGCACUUAACAUUUUAAAGGUUGACUCAAAAUUUUAUGAUAAAGAAAAUGAUUUGUUCGAAUUUAAAAAUUAUAAAGAGCUAAAAGAAGAGCUACAGAAAUUUUAUCCCAAUUAUCUUCAAUACAACUUUGAUUCAAGAAAUUUUGUUGUUGAUUUUGAUAUUCAGUUCCCACAAACAGAUGAAGUUGAAAAGGAUAACAAGAUAUUAGAUGGAAGAUGGCAUAAGUUGGCAUACACUGCUAAUGAGAAAGGUGAAAUUAGAGUUUAUGUUGAUUGCAUUUUUAUUGGAAAUUACACUUUGUAUAACAUUAAGAAAAAUCUAAAUUUCAUCAGAUCUACUUCGGUAGUUGAUACAAUUUUCGAGUUAGGACUUCAAGAUGCGAUGUUUAAAUUAAAAAGCCUAAAUAUUAAUAGUGAAGAGACGACAGAAGAAAAUUUAAAAUCUAUUUGUCCAGAACAUAAAGGACUGGAAACUGAUACUUUGCUUAAGUGUUCAGAAUUAAAGAAACCUUUUGAAGAUUUAAAUUGUGAGGGUAAAAUAUUUGAAAAUUGGAAAUUCAAUGGCAUUGAAACCAUCAAAACUACUAAUAAUAAAAUUAAUACUCCAGAAGGUGAUGUCUUCAAUUACGAUGGAUUAACUAAAUUUAGUGGUGAUCUUGCUGAAGAUAAUCCCAAUUUAUUUGCUCCGAAUUUCAAUUCUAAAGAUUUUAGUAGUGUUUAUAUAUUAAAAAUAAAAAAUUUCAAUGGGGAGAAUCAGGAAGAAACUAUUUAUGACGGAAAUUGGCAUAAAAUGUCAAUUUUUAGAGCUGGUAAUUUUUUUGAUAUUUAUUCCGAUUGUAAUGUAGUAUUCAGGUUUAAUGUCAUUGAGAAUGCUGGGUAUAUGAAUUUUGAUCACAACUUGAAUUUCAUUAAUGUUGAUGAAUCUGUAUCAAUAAUCCCAUUUUAUGGGAGAUUUGAUGGUUUUGAUAUUUACAUCCUUAAUUUCACAGUUUACAGUCCCGCAAAACAAAUUAAUCCUGAGGAUUGUGCAGACAUUAUAAAGUUAAAUAAGAAAAAUUAAUGACACAUAAUUAAAAUGAUAUUAUAC
Messenger RNA from Condylostylus longicornis, 1809 nucleotides. RefSeq lists its product as uncharacterized. The coding region runs from base 10 to 1782 and encodes 590 amino acids. NCBI's taxonomy places the organism in Eukaryota, Metazoa, Arthropoda, Insecta, Diptera, Dolichopodidae. The record is from RefSeq and is a predicted model, not a curated record. The transcript is spliced from 10 exons.